This is a messenger RNA of Lathyrus sativus (Indian pea), 789 nucleotides long. Lineage: Eukaryota; Viridiplantae; Streptophyta; Magnoliopsida; Fabales; Fabaceae. The record is from the annotation of a GenBank genome assembly.
AUGGAACAGAGUGAUUCCGUUUGGUCAGAGAGUGAAAUUGAAACUGCUGAAAUUCUUGCUCAUUUGCAUCAUACUUUCUCUUUGUUCAGCCAUGUGCCGUACUCAUGGGGGUGUAGAAAGAAGAGAUCUCCAAUUCGUAAUACACCUCCUUCUAAUGGCGGCGGUGCAGCCACCGUUGUUCCUCCUCCUCCUCCUCCUUCUAACGCCGUUAAAGUGAAAGCUUCAAGUCCAACAACCCCUCAUUCGUUUCCAACAACUGAAUCAGAUGACAAGAUUAAACAUUCCGAAAGAACAACUUCUCUCAAAAGGAAGAAAGAACACUAUCUCAAUAGAAUUGAGGAAUUGACAAAAACCAAAGACUCUAUCAGUCAAAAGAUGGCAAAUGUGAAACUUCAAUAUGAAGAAUUGAAGCUCUUCAAUUCCAAAUUAAGAGAGCUAACUAUUAAUGGUCCCAAAGGUGAAUACAAAAUUCCCAAUUUAGAGAUUAAUAAGCCAAUGAAAGUGAAUGAUAUCAUCAAAAAUUCAGUCAACAAUUCCAAUUCCACUACUCAAACUGAAGAGCACAAUCAUCCUGGCAACAAUUUAGGGGUUGGUCCAACGACGUCGUUGGGAGUGGCAUCAUCAUCUUCAAUGGGCCGCAACAAUGAUAAUAUGGGCCCAUUAUCCAUUCAUAAUUUGAACAUACCCUAUGAAGCAAUUAAAGAUUUGAGUAAAGUAAGAGAAGCUCAAGCAAGACAGAGAAGGAUUCACAUUUUGAGACUCAAGAGAAAUAAGGCCAAACAACACUAA